UUUUGCGUUUGUUUUGCGGUCCUCGUAUUCCUGGAAGCUCACAUAAAAAGACUGUAUUGCCAACUGUAUAAAAAGUUGAACGUGUACUGGCAGUCAGUUGAAAAGAAUCUCUGUGUCAUAUCUCCUUGGGUAGUGAGAUUUAUCGCAGGUCCCAGCAUGAAUGUCUUGGCCCUCGCUUGUCUGCUUGUAGUCCUUCUCGCAGGAUUUCCUGCUUCUGAUGCGGGACCCCGCGGGCCUCGUUGCAUCAUCCGAUAUCCGGCAACGGACGGCCCUGGACGUUCUGGACUCCAUGCUGCUCGUUGCAUUAUCUAUCCGACACUGCCACCUUUGCCCGGACGUUCUGGGUGGAAUCGCCGUAGGUGGCUUGCCGCGCUGAAGGCCCGCUGCGCAAAACCAGAACCCAAAGUGAAGCCGCAGUUUUGUGAGAAACUACGGGAACUGUUGACAAAAAUAAAGCAUUGAAACCUUC
Molecule: messenger RNA, 469 nt
Organism: Ornithodoros turicata
Lineage: Eukaryota; Metazoa; Arthropoda; Arachnida; Ixodida; Argasidae
Exons: 7
Coding region: 157-462 (101 amino acids)
Source: RefSeq, a predicted model, not a curated record